Messenger RNA from Xyrichtys novacula (pearly razorfish), 18958 nucleotides. NCBI's taxonomy places the organism in Eukaryota, Metazoa, Chordata, Actinopteri, Labriformes, Labridae. The record is from the annotation of a GenBank genome assembly.
AUGUUUGUCCGGACCUUCCUGCUCAUCUGUGUCACGGUUUUUCUCAGCGCAGGUAAGACCGGGUCUUCAUGGAUGGGACUGUAGGGUUACCUUUGGGGUCUCUGCAGGAAGAAGCCGGUCCACUUCUUAGUGUCUUAGAUGAGCUGAUGCUUAAACCUGGUCUUGAGUCGAUGAUGUUGUUGGUCAGUGUGUUGAAGUCCGUCUGUGUUUCUGUCUGUGUGACGGUUUUUAUGAAAUAUACGCAGAUUAACGAAGAAAACUAAAACCAUGUCUUCAUUCUCGUCUUCAUCAUCGUCAUACUGUGUCUGUUCCUGUCAAACUGCAGCUGAGAUAAAACCUCCUCAAGUCCACAGAAAUGUAACUGGACCUCCUCAGAGCUGGGACUGCAGGCUCCUGUCUUUACGAAAAACGUCUUUUUAAAUCGAAAUUCUUGAAAUGAGCUUCAGGAAGAGUUCAUGGGGACGGUCUUCACGACACAAAACAAGGAGAGACAAAGUCUGGUCUAUACUUCCUGAUCGGACCUACGCUGCAGUGGCCGUCGCCGUCGUGGGCACCACAUAGUCCAUGUUGUGGUGUGUGUGUCUCUCUGCAGUACUCCACCUGAACACCAGUGGGCAGCACCUCCAUGCUCUGCCAUUUUUUUGUCAGUUUUUAAUGCAGAGAAGAAAAGAGGGGGACACCAAGAAGGCGGACUAUAGAACCACUGAGGAAGACGACAGGGGACAGCAGCGGUAUAAGAGAAGUCCACCAAGCAGACCAAUCGCAGGACUUCAGAUCCGCAGGAAGUGAGGAAGUGCACAUCGGGCGUCAGCUUCAGGCUUCAUUGUUGGGUACAGGGACAGACGGGCCAUGUUACACCGUAGGUCAGAAGCAGCAGCUGCACGCGAGCUCGCCGUAGAGCGGAUUAGUCACCUUUAAAAACCAACAUUCAGAGCGUAAGGAACUCUUCUUCAGUGGACUGAACCACAGAACUCUUCAGUUCUGAGAUCGAACAUUUAUUCAGGUCACAUGGAAGGUAGUACAGCGCUGGACUCAGGAUCACGGAGCUCCUAGGAUCUCCAUCAUGAGCGCCCAAUUCUGGGUACAGUUCACAUUAAUCUUCGUGGUCAGGGAUUGGCCUUCGUACAGAGGUUGGACUUCAUACACAGCUGAGUAUCAUUGGCCAGUUAUUCCCAACGUGAACAGGCCGACCGCUGUUCACACGGUCUCAGUAUGAAAUAUGUGAGUGUGUUGUUGACCUUGAGGCGUCUAACUACUGUAACAAACCUGUCCAACAGAACAAAGAGAGCCCUGUGGUUCAUCAGGUUCCUCCUUAUCGAGUUAGACGUCACAGUGUUCAGAUCAAAUGAAAACGACCUGUGAGUCAGUAAAGUUCAGUGGAAAAGUACAAAACUAACACGAGCGAAAUAAAACACAAUUAUAACAAGAGAUUUAAUCUGAAUCGGAAAACGAUGGUCGUCAACGUCAACAUCAACCGGUCAGGCUCCGUCCUCGGUGGUCGGGGUCCCAGUCUGUCAUCUGGAGCCUGUUUUCCUCAACCCAGUACUCCAGUAGGUACCACCGGUCUCUCUCGGGGUCGACUGAAGACUCCUCCCCUCGCUCUCAAACUCUUCUUUUCCUGCUCAUACAGACUUUCUAAAACCUCCAGGAUGAAGGAUUCCAGAUUACACUCCUAUAAUCUGAUGGAGACUUUUCACUCUUCAUUAUAAUCUGAGGAUGUGACGGUUGGAGUCCCAGAGUGUUGUAGAAGUGUGGACACGGGCGUCUGUCUCUGCAUGUAUCCAGGACAGCAGCUUGGUCAGGACUUGGUCUGUUGAAGCCGGUGCUUCAGUGGGGUGUCCUCGUCUUCUGGCCUCCCUGGAUCAAAGGGAACAAAGGGAGACAUGUGAGACCAGUCCUGUCCUCCUGCUCAGCUGACCAGGUCCUCCAGCUCUGAUGUUCUCCAUCCUGAAGCAGCAGACGUGAAGAUGAUCUGCUGACGAGGAGACGCCAUGAUCUGAUCAGAAAUUGGUUCUAGUCUAACAUCCAUAUCAGGCAAUCUGACCUUUGACCUCUGAAAUAAAAAACUUUUGGUUUUUCUCUUCAUAAACAGAACUGACCUUUGAUCAGCGAGUUUAACUCCGUAAACUCAGAUUAAAACCUGAGCUGAUGAGGAGGAGAGUUUCUGCAGAUGUUCUCACUGAUUUGAAGCUCUUUAUGGAGACUGUAGUUAUGGUGCAACCAUCCUCAGACAUGGUCAGGUUAAUUAUAGUUAAUUAUAGUUAUAUUGGUUAUAGUUCUGUUGGUUAUGUUGGUAAUUGGUAUGUUUCAUUGAUUUGAGUUCUUGUAUUUAUGGCUUUAAUGUUCGAGUUCUGUUGGUGAUAGUUCAGUUCAUGUUGGUUAAAUCUGAGUUUUAUUGUCAUAGUUACGGUUUCAUUGGUCGUGGUCAUGGUGAUACUGGUUUAUGUAAUGGUAUAAUGGUUUCAGUCGUGGUUAUUUUGAUGACAGUUAUGGUUACACUGGUUAUAGCUCAGUCUCGCUCUGUGUUGUGCUUCAGUUGUGGUUUGAAUAUCUAAAGUUAUGGUUAUAUAUAUAACAAUAUAGUUAUAUUGGUACUUGUUCUGGUUUUACUGGUUAUAGUUAUAUCUGCUUUACUGGUCAUAUAUAAAUCAGUGGUGGGUGUUCAGAUGAGUCUUUAAAAACCCUGAUGAAGUUUUCUGUCUGUUUUCAGAUGCUGAGGAUAAAUCCAGACUGUACAGGAGGGUAAGAGACAAACACUCUCUCUCUUUAUGGACGUGGACACCAACAAACUUCUCAAAAAUACAUAAAAACCAAAACUAUAAUAAUAAUAAUUAUAAUAAUUUUGAAUUCUGGUUCAGAAAAGAGUUUAAAUGUAUUAAUUCAUAUUUGGUUCGAGAUUUCAUGUUUUUUUUUGUUGAUGUUGUCAUGAAAUAUCUGUUGAUAUUUUUGGUAUCAAUAUUUUAAGGUUGUUUAUUGUUGUUGUCGUUUGUUUGUUUGUUUGUUUGUUUGUUUGUUUGUUUGUUGGUGUUGUUUAUAGUUUUAUUGUUUAUUGUUGUUUAUUUGUUCAUUAUUGUUGUUUAUUUGUUGUUGUUGUUUAUUAUCAUUGUUUAUUGUUUGUUGUUUAUUGUUGUUGUUGUUGUUUCUCAUUAUUGUUGUUUUUGUUUAUUAUUGUUUGUUGUUGUUUGUUGUUUGUUACUGUUUUUUAUUGUUUUUGCUCAUUAUUGUUGUUGUUGUUUGAUGUUGUUGCUGUUUAUUUUUGUUUAUUGUUUGUUUUUGUUUAUUACUGUUGUUGUUUAUUGUUUUUGUUUAUUACGGCUGUUGUUUAUUUUUGAUGUUUAUUGUUUGUUUUUGUUCAUUAUUGUUGUCGUUGUUGUGUUUCAGCCCUCCUGCGUGGGGUUGAGUUUGGCACAGGCGUGUCCCUUGAAUUACUCCCCCGUGUGCGGCAGCGACGGCAUCACGUACCCGAACGAGUGCUCUCUGUGUGUCCACAGACUGUGAGUACUGGACGAUCAAUAAUCUGAUCUGUUAACCUCUGAUAAACAGACAAUUGAUCAUUUUUUUACAACCCCAACUCUACAACAACUUCUCACCUGUUUGUUUGUUCCUUUACCUUCUUUUUAGAAACAUGAGAAGACUUUUCAGGGAACAAUCAAUAUUUCCAGUUUAAACAAAUGUUUAAUCUGUAAUCCAAUAAACUAUAAUAUGUGACAUAGAUAAUGAAGGAAAUGAAUGGAUGACAGCCAAUCAGGUGGUCCCACUUAGAAGUCUGAUCAGUCCUGACCAAUCAGAGCAGAGGAGAUUACAAACUGAUCCUUUUAAAGAUCAGUCAAAAAGGAUCAUUUGAGUUUGGUUCAGAUUUAAACUGUUAUUAUUGGAUCAUAUCGAUCAAUAAUUUUGUAUCUGUGGUCAAAUAUUGUUUUCCUUUAGUAUUGAUGAGUGAUGAUCGAUUAUUUCUGUGUACAGGGAGCGAAAUGUCGACACUCUGAUCGUCAUGGAGGGACCCUGCUGAGGAUCACAUCGUCCCGCUCCUCCUUUACUGAUGACUCUAUCACACACACACACACACACACACACACACACACACACACACACACACACACACACAUAUCUCGAACCUUUCGUGCAGUGUUGUAUAUUUUCAUAUCUAUGUAAAAAAAAAAUCACGUUAAAAAAAUAAAGACUUUCAUUUUCUCUAAUUUUGAUUUAAUCUCGUCUAUUUUCUCCGUCUCAUGUACGACAGGAAGGAUAGGAUAGCUGACAGUAAGGUAUGCUAAAAAAUAUCAUAGUCGCAUGAAAAAAAUAUCAUAAUAUUGUACAAUGAAAAAUGUCCCAUAUUGAUAGUGUGUUGUAAAAUAAUCUUUAUGCAGCAGAAUGGAGGUGUGCUCUCCCUGAUUCAGGCUUUUACAUUUCAUAUAAGUAUAAGGAUGUACUCGUGGAAAUAUACUGUAUAUUAGUGGUCCUGACUGAAGGAUAAUCAGUGGGAACUGAGAUAAAACAGUUGAUAUAAAAGACCAACACUGUUAUGAUCUCAAUCAGCUUUUACAUGGACCUAUAGGCCAGACUGUCAGACUAUGAGGAUAAACAGAUAAAAAGGGAGUUAUAUUUACUAAAGAAUGGACUGGCUGAUGGUUCAGGUUUGAGCUGUGAGACUGGAAAGAAGUAGAGGGGCUGGUGAUUCAGGUGAGUGAAGUCCAGGUAUGAUCUAUGAGAGACAGAGCGCUGAGGAUCUGAAGGCAGGGAGAGGUUUCAUGGGAUCAAACGGUCUGAUAGGGUCAAGAUUAGAGCUGUUAUAAUCACUCCUUCACUGUAGGUGGUAGCAGGCGAUUUUAACUCCAGAAUACAUGCAGUCUAAAAACAUACAGAAGAAUAAGUAGUUUGGAGGUGACGUAGUGCUCAUGUAGGAGUCAGAGGGAAUCACAGGAAAUAGACAUAGUGCUUCCCAAAACAGAUGUUAAAUCUAUUAUAAAGAGUCACACUUUAAAAAUGUGGCAAGAAUACUGGAAUAUAGCUGACACAGGAAGACAUCUGUACAAGAUCCACAAACAUGUUGGCAGAAUUACAAAGGAGGAGACAGGAUUUACCCGUCUAAGAAUUGGACAUACAGGACUCAACCAGAGCCUGUAUUUGAUAAAAAACAAACACUCAACUGAUCACUGUGAUUACUGUAAGACAGCAGAAACAGUAAAAAAUGUACUCAUUGAUUAUGUUAAACAAACACAGAAAAGGCAACAGGUUAGUCACCAACUUGAGAAUAUGUCCAUGUAGAUUCUCAUUCAUCCAGGUCAUGGUUGUCUUGAAGACUAAGAUAACCAACUUGAGAAGAAAAUCUGGAUCUGACUGUAGAGAAUCUGUUCGGGUCAGCAUCUGACAAAGUAUUCAAGGCAUUAAGGAAGGAUUAAAGGGAGACUGGAUUAUUGUACAGAGUUUAACUUUUGGAGAUUAGUGAGUAUUUAUAUGUAUGUAUGUAUGUAUGUAUGUAUGUAUGUAUGUAUGUAUGUAUGUAUGUAUGUAUAUGAGAACAAAUAAUAGACAUGUUUUUGGAGCAAAGUUAUUGUGAAACUGCACACAGGUUACAGCCAGAGAGAGUCCAACUCAUGGUGAAUCAUGACCUGGCAAAAACAUUAUUUACAGAAGAAAUCACGUUGUUGGCGUUCAGACACCAACGCUAACGCCGCCUACGGGGAUAGGCUAAUGACACCAUUGGGGAUGUACAGUAUAAGAAGGAACAGUUCUCGGUGUUAGAGGGAUUGUUUGGGCUUCUACUCUCCAUCUGAUUGUCAUGAUUCGUGUUUGAUCCUGUAACUAAAUUAAAAUCAGGCGAGACGCAGCUAGUUUGAUUCUGUCUUUGUAUGAUUCAUUUUUGCACCUUUGCAUCUAUGAAAUCUACCUUAUGUAAAGGCAGAUAUCCUUUUUUUUCUGCUUAAUUUACUGUCUCACACUCCAGUCCAGUAGGUGGCGGUAAUGCUCCUUAAAGUUGGUUUCUAACCGCUAAUAAACUCCAUUGAAGAAGAAGUAGGUCGGAAGUGACGCAGUGGUUCCGGUGCGCGCUGCAGCUAACGUCGUGUUUGUGUCUUUGUUGGAUUAUUUUUAUUAUUAACUUCAUCUUUUCAGCAGAAACAUGUACGACCAGGAUGAAGGUGAGCUGUGACCUGAUAAAGAAGAAGCUUCAUGAACUGAUAGGCCUGUAACAGUGUUAAUAUAUAAAUAUAAUACUGAGAACUGAGCCUGAGAAACUGUUAGCUGUUAGCUGUUAGCUCCUCAUCAGACAGACCACUGAUGUUAAUAAACCGGGUGGGCAGUUUCUAGUUAGUUUUGUCGAGUUUCUCCUCAUCCCUAGUUUAUAGUUUAGCAGACUGGUAUCUUAGUGAUGUUCUCAGAGUUUAAUCUGUGAGUCCUGGAGCAGAAACUCCUGAAUCUCGGCUUGUUUGCUGUUAUUGUGGACUACUUGUUGACUGUUCUGCCUCCUAAAUCAUCCUGAUUUAUUCCGAAGUCAUUCUAGACUCUGGAUUUGAAAUCUGACAAGUCUUACCUUUCAGCAGGUACCAGAUUUACGCCUGUAGCCCUCAUAGUUUUGGAAAAACACACAUUUUUAUGUUCACGUGCACAACAAGAUCAUUAGAAUCAGAGGGAGCUCAAAGUAAACCUGAUUUUAACAUAAUUCAACCGAAAAAUCCUCUUUUAGAGUUAAUUUACACUCAGACUGAGAAAACGGGAGAGAUUAACUUAUAAAGAGAAAAACAGAGAAAUUAUAGAAACUAACCGACUGAGAACUGACUGAAUUAUAACUAAUUUACUGAUAACUAACUAAACUUAACCCCGAGAACAUAAACUAAUCUCAUAUAUGAAGGUUCAGUCUGUUCCACGUUAUUUCACAGUCAUAUAAAACUUCACAGAAUAAGAAGAAUCAGAAUCAGAAGGGGUUUUAUUGCCGUUGUCGAUGAAUAGGAUUCACAGACUUGGAAUUUGUUUUGGCGUGAUGGUGCAACAACAAACAGAGAGAAAUAUAAAAUACUAGAAUAUAAAAAUAGAGGAGUGCAAUUAAAAAACCAAGGUACAUUAAACUAAAGUGAGCAGUGUUAAAGUGACAGAGUUAAAAAGUGAUCAUGAGUCCAACGGCAGAGGGGAAGAAACAUGUUCUUAUGGCGGGAGGUUCUGGUCCGAAUGGACUGUCGCCUCCUGCCUGAGGGGAGUGUCUCAAAUAGUCCGUGUGCAGGGUGAGAGGGGUCAGCUGUGAUCCGACCUGCUGGGCCCGAGUCCUGGAGACGUACAGGUCAUGGAGAGAUGGAAGGCUACAGCCGAUCACCUUCUCAGCAGAGCCCACAAUGCACUGCAGUCUGUGUCUGUCCCUGACAGUGCUCUGAAUCAAUUAUAACAUAAAGACAGUAAACAUGUAUUUAACUGUUUGAUUUAAGCAACAAUUCAGGCAGUGAAUGAUGGAAAAUAACAAACACUCAGAUAUCUAUUGGUACUCAUAUAUAUACACGUUAGGGCUGGGCGAUAAAACGAUAACCAUAAAUAUAUAAUAUUAUUUCCCUCAAUAUCAAUAUUAAACAUGAUCAAUAUCCUUUUCAAUAGUCGUCAUUCUGACAUGUUUUGGUCGACUAUACGAACAGCCAAUGAAAAGGGGAGUUUCUCCGGGUCUGAACCAAUCAUGUUCUGAAUUAGAACCAAGUAUCAACCAACUGCAGCGUCGUAGCAGACAGCAGCUCCACCCAACCAUAGCACUUUAACAGGUGAAGCCGACAGCACUGUUGGUGAGAAACAAAGAAAAUGAGUGCUACCCCCGACAGAAAUGACCAUGAAGGCUCAACAGAUGACCACAUCAAUGUCAACCACAACACUGGCGUUAGGAAAACGUCGGUGGUGUGGAGGUAUUUUGGUUUUUGGAGGUCGGACAUGAAGCAGAGUAAUGUGGACUGUAAAUUAUGUCGAGUACAUGUUCUCACAAAGUCGGGGAAUACCUCAAAUCUUUUUCACCACCUGAAGCAGCGCCACGCCGCAGAGCACGCGCAACGCAAAAGGUUACAAACCCCGAGAGGAGCGAGGAGCCGAAACAGACGACCAUUCAGUCGGCUUUCUCUAGAGCGACGCCUUACGACAAAACGCCAAAGAGACACAAAGACCUCACAGAUGCAGGAGACUAUUGUGUUGGAAAAGACAUGAGACCAAUAAACACUGUUAGAUUUUUAGAUCCUGAUAUUGAUCGAUAUCAGCUGAUAUGAAAUAAAUAUAUCCUGAUAAACUUUUUCCCGUAUCGCCCAGCCCUAACAAACGUUCUGAUGGGAAUCAACAACCAUCUCAGUCAGUAAUUUUGUCUAAAUUAGUCCAUUAAAAACCAGGUUUGUUUAAAUGUCAGUAAACUAAACACACAUUUAUUCAUAAGAAAAGAAACUGUGUUAUUGACAUUAUAUAUCAGCCAACCUGCUCCCUCUUUAUCAGUAUCUGCAUCGGUCAGUAAACAAGUGUAACCUCUAUCAUUUACAGUCUGGUUUGAGUCUACAGAUAUGAUAAAAUUUCACUGAAAUAAGAUCAUAGAUAUUAAAAACUCUGCAGUCUGAGUUUCUGUAACAAAAACAUAAAAAUACCUUUAAAAUAGAAUAAAUAUUCAGAUCUUCACAGCGGUGGGUUUAAUGAGGACGUGUUGAUGGAUGAUUGAUGUGUUGGCUCUGACAGUAAAUAUUAUCAAUAACUCCCAUUUACUCAUACUUCUGUUAUUGCUGUCAUAUUAUAAUGUUAAAUAACUCAGCAGAGGGUGUUACUGUAACCAUCCCUGUUGGUUCUGAAGGUUAAUGUGGUCAGAAAAACAAAACAGAGACAUCCACCGAAAUAAAAACCUCGAGAAGUUUAUAAAGAAUAAAUCCACCUGAAGUCUUCAUUAUUGAUCAGUGGUGAAAUGAUCAAUGUUUGUGUCUUCAGAUAACCAAUACGACGAGGAUGACGAUGAAAUCACUCCAGAUUUGUGGCAGGAAGCGUGUUGGAUCGUCAUCAGGUAAACUCUCACCUGUCUGAGCUGGAAUCAACUGGAUUUAUUCAACAACCGAGUUCAAAUAUAUUUCAAUAUAUCAGUCAGCUUCAGCUCUUAUUCUGACGAGACUUUCUGCUUCCUGUUUCAGCUCUUAUUCUGACGAGACUUUCUGCUACCUGUUUCAGCUCUUAUUUUGACGAGACUUUCUGCUUCCUGUUUCAGCUCUUAUUCUGACGAGACUUUCUGCUUCCCGUUUCAGCUCUUAUUUUGACGAGACUUUCUGCUUCCUGUUUCAGCUCUUAUUUUGACGAGACUUUCUGCUUCCUGUUUCAGCUCUUAUUUUGACGAGACUUUCUGCUUCCUGUUUCAGCUCUUAUUUUGACGAGACUUUCUGCUUCCCGUUUCAGCUUUUAUUUUGACGAGACUUUCUGCUUCCCGUUUCAGCUUUUAUUUUGACGAGACUUUCUGCUUCCCGUUUCAGCUCUUAUUUUGAUGAGACUUUCUGCUUCCUGUUUCAGCUCUUAUUCUGACGAGACUUUCUGCUUCCUGUUUCAGCUCCUAUUCUUACGAGACUUUCUGCUUCCUGUUUCAGCUCUUAUUCUGACGAGACUUUCUGCUUCCUGUUUCAGCUCUUAUUCUGACGAGACUUUCUGCUUCCUGUUUCAGCUCUUAUUCUGACGAGACUUUCUGCUUCCCGUUUCAGCUCUUAUUUUGACGAGACUUUCUGCUUCCUGUUUCAGCUCUUAUUUUGACGAGACUUUCUGCUUCCUGUUUCAGCUCUUAUUCUGACGAGACUUUCUGCUUCCUGUUUCAGCUCUUAUUCUGACGAGACUUUCUGCUUCCUGUUUCAGCUCUUAUUUUGACGAGACUUUCUGCUUCCCGUUUCAGCUCUUAUUCUGACGAGACUUUCUGCUUCCUGUUUCAGCUCUUAUUUUGACGAGACUUUCUGCUUCCUGUUUCAGCUCUUAUUCUGACGAGACUUUCUGCUUCCUGUUUCAGCUCUUAUUCUGACGAGACUUUCUGCUUCCUGUUUCAGCUCUUAUUCUGACGAGACUUUCUGCUUCCUGUUUCAGCUCUUAUUUUGACGAGACUUUCUGCUUCCUGUUUCAGCUCUUAUUUUGACGAGAAGGGUCUGGUGCGUCAGCAGCUGGACUCCUUCGACGAGUUCAUCCAGAUGUCGGUUCAGAGGAUCGUGGAGGAUGCUCCGCCCAUCGACCUGCAGGCUGAGGCUCAGCACACCUCCGGAGAGGUGGAGGAACCGGUGAGGAACCACACAGACUGAGACCUGGACCAGGACCAGACCUGAUCAGGCUCCUCCUGGGUUUGAACCUGGAACAGCCCCUGAUGAUGGGUUGGUUAAGACAUGGCGUGUGUAAUGACAUCACUCUGACAUCACUGUGUUUCAGCCCCGGUACCUGCUGAAGUUCGAGCAGAUCUACCUGUCCAAGCCCACCCACUGGGAGAGAGACGGAGCGCCGUCCCCCAUGAUGCCCAACGAGGCCCGACUGAGAAAUCUGACGUAGGUCUCACCUGGUCUCUUCUCCUGUCGUUUCUGUCCUUUUAUGUUCGUCACGUCUCACCUGGUGUCCCCUCUCUAACCCAGUCUGUCCUCAGUCUUACCUGGUCCCUUCUUCUGCUCCUGGUCUUCCUCACCUGGUCUUUGACCUACCUAACCUGGACCGACCCUCACCUGUCCCCUCCUGUCCACAGGUACUCCGCCCCGCUCUACGUGGACAUCACAAAGACCAUCAUAAAGGAGGGCGAGGACCAGCUGCAGACCCAGCACCAAAAGACCUUCAUCGGUAAAAUUCCCAUCAUGCUUCGCUCCACCUACUGUCUGCUGAGUGGGCUGACUGACAGAGACUUGUGCGAGCUCAACGAGUGUCCGCUCGACCCCGGAGGUUAUUUCAUCAUCAACGGCUCUGAGAAGGUAAACGCCGACAUCGCGGUGACAUCACUGUGGCGAGCUGUGGUUAAAGUGGUCAGACUGGUUUAACUCUUUAUCUGCUGGUUUUUCAGGUGCUCAUCGCUCAGGAGAAGAUGGCCACCAACACGGUUUACGUGUUCGCCAAGAAGGACUCGAAGUACGCCUACACGGGCGAGUGUCGAUCCUGUUUGGAGAACUCGUCCCGUCCGACCAGUACCAUCUGGGUCAGCAUGAUGGCCCGAGGAGGACAGGUGAGAAUCAAACCUUGAACGUACCGACCAAUCAGCAGCCAGGACGUUCGCUAACCUCACUGACGAUUCGCUGAUUGUCUCCUCAGGGAGUGAAGAAGAGCGCCAUCGGUCAGAGGAUCGUGUCCACGCUGCCGUACAUCAGACAGGAAGUCCCCAUCAUCAUCGUGUUCAGGGCGCUGGGCUUCGUGUCGGACAGAGACAUCCUGGAACACAUCAUCUACGACUUCGACGACCCCGAGAUGAUGGAGAUGGUGAUUAUUGGUUAUUGUUUGUAUUUAAUAGACGUCAUUUCCUCGUCGCCGCCCUCUGAUGUCACCUCUGACGUCACUGUCUCCAGGUGAAGCCGUCUCUGGACGAGGCGUUUGUGAUCCAGGAGCAGAACGUGGCGUUAAACUUCAUCGGCUCGAGAGGAGCGAAACCCGGCGUGACGAAGGAGCGCCGAAUCAAAUACGCCAAAGAAGUCCUGCAGAAAGAGAUGCUGCCGCACGUCGGCGUCAGCGACUUCUGCGAGACGAAGAAAGCUUACUUCUUAGGGUGAGUCUACCUGAGACAGAAUUCCUGAUGGUCUGGGGAUCCUUAGCGUCCAUGUCCCGGGUAUCUUAAGUUUAAGUAAAACCAGCUGUGUAACGAUGAAGACUGACGGAGUGUGUGUGUGUGUGUGUGUGUGUGUGUGUGUGUGUGGCCUACAGGUACAUGGUUCACAGGUUGCUGCUGGCGGCUCUCGGCAGACGGGAGCUUGACGACAGAGAUCACUACGGCAACAAGAGGCUGGAUCUCGCCGGGCCGUUAUUGGCCUUCCUGUUCAGGGGGUGGGUUUUCUUUCACACGCUCUCAUGACCUCCUGAGAAAAUUAAAAAGUAGAUCUUGAUUUUUUUUUUAAAUUUAUUUAUUUUACUUUUUUUUUUUUUUUUUGACAUUUUUAUUUAUUUAUUUUACUCUUUUUUGUUUUUACAUUUUUAUUUAUUUAUUUAUUUAUUUUACUCUUUUUUUUUUUUUUACAUUUUUAUUUAUUUAUUUAUUUUACUCUUUUUUUGACAUUUUUAUUUAUUUAUUUAUUUAUUUUACUCUUUUUUUUGACUUAUUUAUUUAUUUAUUUUACUCUUUUUUUUUUACAUUUUUAUUCAUUUAUUUAUUUAUUUUACUCUUUUUUUGACAUUUUUAUUUAUUUAUUUAUUUUUUCCCAUUUUUCAAAACAUUUUACAAUGCAACAUGAACAUGGGGUGUUUCUGGUAUAUUACAAUAGAUUGAGUGAUCAAGUACAUUUUGAUAUAGAGAAGAGAAGAAAAGAGAGAGAGAAAAAAGAAAAACAUUAAACAAAAGAAGGGCGUCGCAGGGAAAUAUAUAUUUUCCAUGGCUUCCAGAUGUCCUUGGAUUUUGAUUGUUGAAGCCUCAUUGAAAAAGUUAUUCUUUCCAUUACAUAAACAUCAUAUAUAAUGUCAUACCAUUCCUCUAUAGAUGGGAUAGAUCUUGAGUUUUAUAAAAGUGUGUUUUUAUUUUCGCAGCAUGUUUAAGAACCUGCUGAAGGAGAUCAGGAUCUACGCUCAGAAGUUCAUCGAUCGGGGGAAAGACUUCAACCUGGAGCUCGCCAUCAAAACACGGAUCAUCUCUGACGGACUCAAGUAUUCGCUCGCCACCGGGAACUGGGGCGAUGUGAAGAAGGCUCACCAGGCCAGGGCCGGGGUGUCACAGGUGAGAAUCACACCUUCAGUUCAUAAUGAGGGGGGGGUUUUAUUAUUUAACAGACUGGAAACAUCACGGCGUCUCCGCCUCCUCUGCUUUCAGGUGUUGAACCGGCUCACCUUCGCCUCAACGCUGUCUCACCUCCGUCGAGUCAACUCUCCCAUCGGCAGAGACGGAAAACUGGCCAAACCCCGACAGCUGCACAACACGCUGUGGGGGAUGGUGUGUCCGGCCGAGACGCCCGAGGUGAAAUAAGGAGACAGAGACAAACAUAUGUACCGUAUUUUUCACACUUUAAGGCGAACUUCAAAUCCUUUAAUCUUCUCAAAAAUCCUUAUAGUGCAAAAAAUACGGGACAUAGAUUUUUGUGAUAAGUGCGUUUGAGAUGAUCGAUCGUUGUGAUUGGUCGUUAAUAUGUCCGUGUGUCCUUUCAGGGUCACGCUGUCGGCCUGGUGAAGAAUCUCGCCCUCAUGGCGUACAUCUCUGUAGGUUCUCAGCCGUCCCCCAUCCUGGAGUUCUUGGAGGAGUGGAGCAUGGAGAACCUGGAGGAGAUUUCCCCCGCCGCCAUCGCCGAGUCAGUCUGUUAAUUAAUGUGAUCCUGACGAACCAAACGCAGAUUCAGUUAUUGAUUUAUAGUUUAUUCAUCUGUUUUAAUUGUUUAUCAGUUUACAGAAAAACAAAAAAAUUAUAAAGAAGUUCAACAGAAAUGAAAAAGAAAUAAUUCACGAAAUUAAAUCAAAAUUAAAUCUGCAGAUUAAAAAAGAUUCAACAGAAAAAAUGAACAUGAAAGUUAAAUUUAACUGUGAAGUUUAACAGGAAGUUUCUUAAAAUGUUUAAACAGAAACUUUAUUUUUUAAAAUUGGACAAAAAUCCACAUUUUUCACAGAAAAAAUAAAGACGUGUUUUCUUCAAAAGUUCAAACAGAAAAAAACUUUAAACCAAAAAUUUUAUCAGGAAAUCAAAACAUUAAAAAGAUCAUCAAGGUUUUUAGAAAAUAUGAACUUUAUUCAGGAAAAUCAGCUCCAUCUAAAACUUUAUUUUCAAUGUUUGCUCUUUUACUUUGUUGUGUUUUCUGUUUUAAGUUCACACUCUGACCAGCAGGGGGCGGCUCAACACUGUAACAGUCUGACAGAGACUCAAACACACAUUUCUGAAUCAAACGGAAAGCGACUCUGUGAACUCUGUGAACAUGUUCGUUGUUGUGUCGUAAAUUAAAUCCUCGUCUUUGUUUCUGCUUCAGCGCCACGAAGAUCUUUGUGAACGGCUGCUGGGUCGGAAUUCACAAAGACCCCGAACAGCUGAUGAACACCCUGAGGAAACUUCGCAGACAGAUGGACAUCAUCGUGUCGGAGGUAACGAAACUGAAAAUCACAAAAACAGGAAAACAGUCGAUCCGCUCAGAGUCUCUCAGGUCCGAGUUUUUAUUCUUCUGGAGGAAAGAAUUUUAAGAAGAACGCCAGCGGUCUUUAAAGACACCUGGAUGGACGCAGGAGUCCAUGUUUUUCUUCUCUUAGCUGAACGUAGAGACUGACGUUUAGUUUAGAGACCGCCCUGUUCGUCGAAAUAUCAGAUCUGAGGAGAAGUGAGGAAAGAGUGUAAAGGAAGUGUUUACAGCUUCAGUGUCUCUGUGUACACCUGAGCUCAGGUGACCUGACGGUUUCAACGUUUCAGGUGUCGAUGAUCAGAGACAUCAGAGAGCGAGAGAUCAGGAUCUACACGGACGCCGGGCGAAUCUGUCGACCGCUGCUCAUCGUCGAAAAACAGAAACUGCUGCUGAAGAGACGACACAUCGACCAGCUGAAGGAGCGCGAGUACAACAACUACAGGUGAGAGGGACGCAGGGACAGGUGAGGUGAGAGCGGAGUUAGAUAUUCGUACAGAGGAGGAGCCUAAAGGGGGCGGGGUUAUAUCAUAUGUUACAUUGUUUUUUUCGUCUUUGCGGCGGUCAGCUGGCAGGACUUGGUGGCGAGUGGCGUGGUCGAGUACAUCGACACUCUGGAGGAGGAGACGGUGAUGCUCGCCAUGACACCUGAUGACCUGCAGGAAAAGGGCGUGGCCUACUGCUCCACCUACACGCACUGUGAGAUCCACCCGUCAAUGAUCCUGGGAGUCUGCGCGUCCAUCAUCCCCUUCCCCGACCACAACCAGGUACGCACGCACGAACAUCAGACUCCAGACGAGAGACAGAAGUGUGAACACCUGAUUAACCCUUCGAACACCUGUCCCGUUCUCACCUGUGGUUCGCCAGUCUCCCAGGAACACGUAUCAGUCCGCCAUGGGGAAACAGGCCAUGGGCGUCUACAUCACGAACUUCCACGUUCGGAUGGACACGCUGGCACACGUCCUGUACUACCCUCAGAAACCGCUGGUCACCACGCGCUCCAUGGAGUACCUGCGCUUCAGAGAGCUGCCCGCAGGUAAAACACACCUGAAGGUAUCUCUGCCCUGCUCUCCGUCUGUCAGGCGGCCUGAUCUCUAACUCACCUUUCUUCUUCUUCUUCUUCAGGUAUCAACUCCAUCGUCGCGAUCGCCUCCUACACGGGAUACAACCAGGAGGACUCUGUGAUCAUGAACAGAUCAGCUGUUGACCGAGGGUUCUUCAGGUGAGCCACCUGAGUCAUGUGAUCUCCUGGUCGUCUGUUUAACCCGUUCGUUGGAUUAAACCCGAGUUCUCGCCCCGCAGGUCUGUGUUCUACCGGUCGUACAAAGAGCAGGAGUCCAAGAAAGGGUUCGACCAGGAGGAGAUCUUCGAGAAACCGACUCGUGAAACCUGUCAAGGUGAGGACAGGUCUGUGAGGGAGGUGUCUGCGGUGGGCGGGGCUUAUUUAACGCCAUGUUGAAAAUCUCAAUCUCUGUCUCAGGUAUGAGGCACGCCAUCUACGACAAGCUGGACGACGACGGGCUCAUCGCACCCGGCGUCCGUGUGUCAGGCGAGGACGUGAUCAUCGGUAAGACGGUGACGCUGCCGGAGAACGACGACGAGUUGGACAGCACCAACCGCCGCUACACCAAGAGAGACUGCAGCACCUUCCUCAGAACCAGCGAGACGGGAAUCGUGGACCAGGUGAUGGUGACGCUGAACCAGGAGGGCUACAAGUUCUGCAAAAUCAGGGUGAGACGGCGCCACACCUGAAACACCUGAGACACCUGAGACACUCAGACGUGUCUUCAGAACAGCUGAGAGUGAAAUCAGAGUCUGGACGUUCGUUUGGGUCUCAUGUUCUGAUGUUCUGAUGUUCUGGUGCAGGUUCGCUCCGUCAGGAUCCCUCAGAUCGGAGACAAAUUCGCCAGCCGACACGGACAGAAAGGAACCUGUGGGAUUCAGUACAGACAGGAGGUAAACAAAACAGGCGGUAAAAAAAAAACAGUCUGUAAAAAAAAACAGACAGUAAACAACAGACUGAAAACAACAGGCUGAAAACAACAGACUGAAGACAACAGGCUGAAAACAACAGGCAGCAAACAACAGGCAGCAAACAACAGGCGGUUAAAAACAGGCAGUAAACAACAGACAAUAAACAACAGACUGAAAACAACACGCAGUCAACAACAGGCGGUAAACAAACAGGCUGUAAAAAACAACAGACUGAAGACAACAGGCUGAAAAAAAACAGACUGAAGACAACAUGCUGAAAACAACAGGCAGAAAACAACAGGCAGCAAACAACAGGCGGUUAAAAACAGGCAGUAAACAACAGACAAUAAACAACAGACUGAAAACAACAGGCUGAAAACAACAGACUGAAGACAACACGCAGUCAACAACAGGCGGUAAACAAACAGGCGGUAAAAAAACAGGCGGUAAAAAAACAGGCUGUUAAAAAAAACAGACAGUAAACAACAGACUGAAAACAACACGCAGUCAACAACAGGCGGUAAACAAACAGGCAGUAAUAGAACAGGCUGUAAACAACAGGAGGUAAACAAAACAGGCAGUAAUAAAACAGGCUGUAAACAAACAGGCUGUAAACAACAGGCAGUCAACAACAGGCAGCAAACAACAGGCGGUUAAAAACAGGCAGUAAACAACAGACAAUAAACAACAGACUGAAAACAACAGGCAGAAAACAACAGGCUGUAAAAAAACAGACUGAAGACAACAGGCAGUCAACAACAGGCAGCAAACAACAGGCGGUUAAAAACAGGCUGAAAAAAACAGGAGGUAUCCAAGAGUUAGUAAACAACAGGCAGCAAACAACAGACUGAAAACAACAGACAGUAAAAAAACAGACUGAAGACAACAGGCUGAAAACAACAGGCUGUUAAAAAAACAGGCUGAAAACAACAGGCCGAAAACAAACAGACUGAAGACAACAGGAGGUAUUCAACAGGCGGUAAAAAAACAGGCGGUUAAAAAUACAGGCAGUAAACAACAGACUGAAAACAACAGGCAGUAAACAACAGGCUGAAAACAACAGGCAGUAAAAAAACAGACUGAAGACAACAGGAGGUAAUCAACAGGCGGUAAAAAAACUGACUGAAGACAACAGGCUGAAAACAACAGGCUGAAAACAACAGGCAGUAAACAAACAGACUGAAGACAACAGGAGGUAAUCAACAGGCGGUAAAAAAACAGGCUGUUAAAAAAACAGGCAGUAAACAACAGACUGAAAACAACAGGCAGUAAAAAAACAGACUGAAGACAACAGGAGGUAAUCAACAGGCGGUAAAAAAACAGGCUGAAACAACAAGCUGUAAAAAAACAGGCUGUUAAAAAAAACAGGCAGUAAACAACAGGCAGCAAACAACAGGCGGUUAAAAAUAGGCUGAAAACAACAGGCUGAAAACAACAGGAGGUCAACCAGACUGUAAAAAAACCGGCUGUCAACAUUUUCAAAGUGAAGGAAAAGAUUCAGAAUUCAAAAAUAAAAGAAGGAAACUCACCUGAAGUCGUAAACAAAUAAACAUGUUUGAAGUCGUUUAAAUGAUUCUGUGUUUAAAUCAGUCGGUGUUUUUUUUUAGGACAUGCCGUUCACCUGUGAGGGAAUCACACCUGACAUCAUCAUCAACCCGCACGCCAUCCCGUCCAGAAUGACAGUCGGCCAUUUGAUCGAGUGUCUGCAGGGGAAGGUAAUUCAUUAAUGUUUAUGUUUCAUGAUUUAUUUUUAUCAAUUCAUUCGUUACAGAAAACAAACAAACAAACAAACAAAGAGUGUUUGUGCCGUUAAAUUGUUGAUCAAAAUAAACGAGUUCGCUGCUGCGCUCUGUUCGCUCCUGUCUCGACUUUAUACUGAGGUUAUAUUCAGUCGUGUUGAUUAUUUGUUUAUUUAAAGUUUGUUUUUUCUCUGCGUGUGUUUGAAGGUUUCCGCGAACAAAGGUGAGAUCGGCGACGCGACGCCGUUCAACGACGCCGUCAAUGUGCAGAAGGUGUCGAACCUGCUGUCUGAGUACGGAUACCACCUGAGAGGAAAUGAGGUCACUGUUCACUUCCUGUUUGACUGGUGUUGUUUGUCAGAUUUAAAGGAUGUGUAAUGAUCGACCGUACUCAGACUGAUUAUUGGUUAUUGAUCAGGUGUUGUAUAACGGGUUCACGGGGAGGAAGCUGACGUCUCAGAUCUUCAUCGGACCGACGUAUUAUCAGCGUUUGAAGCACAUGGUGGACGAUAAGAUCCACUCGAGGGCCCGGGGCCCCGUCCAGAUCCUCAACAGACAGCCAAUGGAGGGACGUUCCCGGUGAGUCUCACACCUGUCCGUCUCAUCUCUCACCUGUCCGCCUCACUUCUCACCUGACUCACCUGUGACCCGUGUCUCUGUCAGCGAUGGCGGGCUGCGUUUCGGAGAGAUGGAGCGUGACUGUCAGAUCGCUCACGGCGCCGCCCAGUUCCUCAGAGAGCGUCUGUUCGAGGCCUCCGACCCGUAUCAGGUACACGUGUGUAACCUGUGCGGACUCAUGGCCAUCGCCAACACACGCACACACACCUACGAGUGUCGGGGCUGCCGCAACAAGACACAGGUAACCGCCGUCACCGAGUACCUGACGACACAGGUGACCUUCUUCACAGGGACACAGUACAGCUCACCUCUCUCUCUCUCUCUCUCGCUCAGAUCUCGCUCGUCCGGAUGCCGUACGCCUGUAAACUUCUCUUCCAGGAGUUGAUGUCGAUGAGUAUCGCUCCUCGUAUGAUGACGUCAUAG